GCAACCAAGAAUCAGUUGGGCUAAGCCCCUGAGCCCCAACUGUCAGAAGAGACCUAAGUCUGAGGUGGAGGCCGGGAAUUUGGGGCUGUGGCUGGGGUCCCUGAGGCAAGUGAUUUGAAGAAGAAACUGAGCGUCUGCGGGAGCCGGUGGCGCCCUGCGUGGGUGCAGCUGUCCCUAAAGAGGCAGGUGGUUCCUCAGAAGGCCAUGGAAUCCUCCACCGGGCUUGGGAUGCCUUUGCCCAAAUACUGCAGCGUGGCCACAACUCUGAAGGCGUCUGGCUGGGACCAUGCUGCUCCACUCUGGGACCUCUCCUUCACCUGCCCCUUUGCCCUUCGAGCGCCCUGGCUCACCAGGCACGAGCCUCUUACAAGGUGUGCCUCUUAUCACCCGUGUCUCCACUGUGCUGACCCAGCGUGGCAGGGGCCUGGCUGGCUGGGAAGAGCUGGAGAUGCUGACACACGGGUCCUGGCAAGAAGGGAACCAGACGGCUGUUAUUACCGGGCUCAGAUAAAGGCCGCUCCAGAGAUGGAGAGACAGGGGACCCUGCUUGUGGAAUACAAGGCUCCACUAGUCACAGGCACAGAGGGGCCAGCUCGCCAACAGAGUGUGGUCUUAGAAGAAGACGUCAUUCGGCUCUCACCAUCUGUGGGAUACGUACUGCACCUGGGGGACAAGGUGCUAGCGCCCUGGGAGCCAGACCGACAGCGAUAUGGCCCUGGCACUGUUGUCUUGAGCUUGGAGGCAGGAGACCCCCAGAGAGCACCAAAGGAAGAAGAAAUCACUGUUCACUUCUGGAAUGGCAGAACAGCUAAAGUGCCUCUAGGUGAGGUCCAGUGGGUGACUCCCGCCAUCUGGAAGAAGGCUGUGGAGAGGCUGCGCAAGCCUUUCACCAGGGAGCACCCCAGUCCCCUCCGCAGGGCCCCUUGCUGCUCUCUGCUGGGGCCGGCCACCGGAUGCAUUGCCAAUGGGCUUCCUCUGGGCACUCCGUCUCUGCAUCCUCCUUGCCACCCCCACACCUGCUGCCAGCUGCUGCACCAGGGCUGCCUCUGCUGCUGCCCCUCGGCUGGCCUCACCUGGUGGCCUCUACACAGGACCUCAGAGGCCACAGCCAGAGAACUUCCAGAGUCAGAGCUGAGGCCCACGGCACAGCUUUUGCCCCUAGAGGGUCCCAAAGAGGAGGAAGUAGCAGUGCCUGCUCCCGUGGCUCUUUCUUUCUCCUCCUCUUCCUCAUCCGCCUCCUCCUCUGAAGAAGAAGAUUUGGAGGAUGAUCUGGAGAUGGGCCUUCCCCAGAGACUGAUGGUGAACAGCGCAAUCAACACAGACCCCAUCCUUCUAGAGACGUCUCCGAGGCAGAGUGGCCUCUGCCGGCCUGAGUGGAGGUAUUGGAGGAGAAACGGGCCUGAGCCACGCCCUGGGAAGCCAGGAACAAGACGUUGCAACAUCCAGAAACAGAAAGACAACAGACAGGAGGGAGUACAAACCGUUGGAGUGGGGACUCCCAAGGAGCUGGCCAUGAAAGCCACCAACAUGAAGCUACCACAGACUCUGCCAGAGGAAGCUGAACACAGAAAAUUGAGUCAGGGUAUUGUGACUCAUCAGAGAGCCAAGAAUUCCCCUUAAAGUCCUGAGGAUCUAGGAAAUUAAAAAAUAACACGAUGGAGUUACAAAGAGUGGCUGCCAAGGCCACCUUCAAUGGAAGGAAGACAGUGCAGGCCACAGGUGAUAGAAGUGUAAGCAGCAUCUUCACCUCAUCAAGAGUCCCUGCAGGUGAGUGCAGGACAGCACCUGUUGUGAGGGGCACAGGAGUGUGGCAGCUCUGCCCCCGGCUCCCUGCCAGGGCCCUGGCGAGACUGCUUGAGGAUGCCUCUUCCACAGAAGAUACAGGGUGUGGUCAGCCUAUUUUGGGCAAACAUGUCCACAGCCUCUCAUGCAUCUUUUCAUAAAGCCUACAGUUGUACAUGAGCAACAUUUUGUUUUAUCCCUUAAUACCAAUAAAAAUGAAUUCUCUUCAUUUCUAAA
Molecule: messenger RNA, 2019 nt
Organism: Microcebus murinus (gray mouse lemur)
Lineage: Eukaryota; Metazoa; Chordata; Mammalia; Primates; Cheirogaleidae
Source: RefSeq, a predicted model, not a curated record